Messenger RNA from Vanrija pseudolonga, 2531 nucleotides. It is a transcript of the gene culC, whose product is annotated as Cullin-3. Bases 96 to 2531 code for a protein of 811 amino acids. The transcript has 9 exons. Gene Ontology annotation, biological process: ubiquitin-dependent protein catabolic process; protein ubiquitination; DNA damage response. Gene Ontology annotation, cellular component: Cul4-RING E3 ubiquitin ligase complex. The record is from RefSeq and is a predicted model, not a curated record. Gene Ontology annotation, molecular function: ubiquitin protein ligase binding. NCBI's taxonomy places the organism in Eukaryota, Fungi, Basidiomycota, Tremellomycetes, Trichosporonales, Trichosporonaceae.
AUCACACACACACACACUUCGCAUCUUCUCAUUGUCCCCAAUCACUUCGCCGCCGCCGUUCAUCGACACUUCUCAUCUCAAACCCCUUCUCCGCCAUGGCAAUGUCACUGGGCAAUGCCCGGAGGGGCAGGCCACAGAACAAGAUUCGCGCACCACCAAAGGUCCAAAAACAAGUCAGCAUCAAGGACACUUGGGCCAAGCUGUCGGCGGCACUGCGCACCAUUCUCAACCACAAGACAUCGACCCUGUUCUUCGCAGAGACCUUCAAUUAUGCCUACAACAUGGUGCUCUUCAAGGAGGGCCCGAUGCUCUACAAGGGUGUCAAGGAGCUCAUUACCGAACACCUCGAUCUCCUCGCCGAAGAGCGCAUUGUUCCCGCCUUCCCUCGUGCAUCAGGCGCGCAUACGGCCGGCAAGCUCGGUGGCGGCCAGGAGGCCAUCGAGCGAGCCGUUGAAGGCGACAGGUUCCUCCGGGCGGUCAAGGGCGUGUGGGACGACCAUGUGCAGGCCAUGCGCUCCAUGAACCAUGUUUUGGCGUACCUCAACAAGGGCUACGCCAUGACCAACGGGCUGCCCAUGGUCGAGGAGGUCGGCCGCGACCUCUUCCUGUCCCAAAUCGUGCGAUCCAGCAAGCACCCGAUCCAUACACACCUAAUCGGCACUCUUCUGUCACUGGUGCAGCUUGAGCGUGAUGGAGAGGCGAUUCAGCGCUCGAGUAUUCGCGACUGCGUCGACUUCCUCCUCCGCCUCGAGAACCCCGAGGCGAUGGGAGGCAGAACGGUCUAUGUCACGUCCUUCGAGCCCGAGUUCCUGCGCAGGAGUAAGGACUUUUACGGGCAGGAGGCGGUUGCCAUGUUGGAGAGGGGAGACGCCCCGGCAUAUCUGCGCAACGUCGAGACUCGGUUCGCGGAGGAGGCCAACCGGACGGCAAACUACUUGUCGUCGUUUACGUGGAAGCAGCUGGACGGGCUGCUGAUUGGCAGCCUGCUGACACCACACCUGCAAGCUAUCAUGAAGAUGCCUGGAUCAGGGCUCGGCGCCAUGCUCGAGGCCGACCGCUACGACGACCUGCACCGCCUGUACACGCUCUUCCUCCGUGUGCCCGACGAUGGUGGAAAGGAUGCACUGCGCCUGGCACUGCGCGAGAGCGUCGAGUCGUACGGCAAGGCCAUCAACGACGGCGCGUCGAGGGUGGAGCAGGAUGCCGGCCCCAGCACCGGAGGCAUGGACGAGGACGAGAAGCCUGAUCCCAAGGGCAAGGGUAAGGCCAAGGCGCCGACUGCCGCUGCUUCGGCAUUAUCUCAGGGCCUGCGCUGGGUGCAGGAUGUCCACGACCUGAAGGACAAGUUUGAUGCCAUCCUGGAGCAGGCUUUCGGCGGCGACAAGCAGAUCCAGGCGUCCAUCAACGAAGCCUUCCAGUCAUUCAUCAAUGCCAACCAGCGCUCCCCAGAGUUCCUCUCCCUCUUCAUCGACGACCACUUGAAGAAGGGUGCCAAGGCCAAGACAGAGGACGAGAUUGACGUCGCGCUGGAGAAGACCAUCAUCCUGUUCAGGUUCCUCUCGGACAAGGACAAGUUUGAGAGGUACUACAAGAACCAUCUGGCCAAGCGACUGCUCUACGGCCGCAGUGCCAGCGACGAUGCGGAGCGUGGAAUGGUGGCCAAGCUCAAGGUGGAGAUGGGCUUCCAGUUCACGCAGAAGCUCGAGGGCAUGUUCACCGACAUGCGCUUGAGCGCCGAGUCUGCCAACUCGUUCCGUAACUUUAUGGGCAAGAGCAACGCGACACUCCCCUUCGACAUCUCUGUCAACGUUCUCACUGCGAGCUACUGGCCUCAGCCAGUGGUCGCAGCGUCGACAUGUACCUUUGGUCCGACCUUGUCGCAGGCAACAGACCUGUACCAGAAGUACUAUGACGGCCGGCAUACUGGUCGUCGCCUUACGUGGCAGGCGAACCUGGGUACAGCUGAUGUGCGCGUGCGCUUCAAGGCGCGGUCGCAUGAUCUCAAUCUCUCAACUCAGGCGCUUGUCGUGCUGCUCCUCUUCGAGGAUGUCAAGGACGACGAGACGCUGUCUUACAACGACAUCAAAUCCGCCACUGGUCUUGCCGACGCCGACCUGCAGCGCACCCUGCAGUCCCUCGCAUGUGCCAAGUUCCGUGUCCUGACGAAGACGCCCAAGGGCCGUGAGGUCAACCCCACCGACGUCUUCUCCUUCAAUGAUGCCUUUACGUCGCCGCUUGCGAGGAUCAAGAUCAUGCAGGUGGCGUCCAAGGUUGAGACUCCCAAGGAGCGCGAGGAGACGCAGGAGAUGGUCGACGAGGAGCGGCGACACCAGAUCGAGGCCUGCAUUGUCCGCAUCAUGAAGAACCGCAAGACGAUGACGCACAACGACCUCAUCUCGGAGGUUGCGCACCAGCUGAGCGCGCGCUUCGUGCCAUCCAUGUCGAACAUCAAGAAGCGCAUUGAGUCUCUCAUUGACCGCGAGUACCUUGAACGGACAAAUGACAUUGGCGUGUACCGUUACCUGGCGUAA